Molecule: messenger RNA, 1564 nt
Organism: Cicer arietinum (chickpea)
Lineage: Eukaryota; Viridiplantae; Streptophyta; Magnoliopsida; Fabales; Fabaceae
Product: probable F-box protein At4g22030
Source: RefSeq, a predicted model, not a curated record
CUCUAUAUAUACACCACCCACUCCCAUUCUUUUUUCAUUAAAUUCUCUCAAUCUUCAAUUUCAAACACCAUUCUUUCAAUUCUCAUCAUUCAACACAUGGUUUCUUUACAAUUCUCACCAGCUAAUUUAUCUUCUUUGAGGACAACUAACGCUGCUAUUCAUCUCCCAAAACUGCUACGUCUCCCUAAUUUCUCAAUUCCACAACUACCAAAAACUAAACUACUUCUUCAGGAACUUGAUAGAUCCAUUGAAAAACAGAACACUAAUAACGUUGUCUUCACAACACAAUCAAAUGAGGAUUUGUAUACACGCAAUAACAAAAACUCAAAUGCUAUUAUUAAACUCUAUGCAGUUUUGGAAGCUGUAUGUGACAGAGUUGAAAUGCACAAAAACAUUGGUGAACAACGUAAUAAUUGGAACACUCUUCUUUUAAAUUCCAUCAACAUGAUUACUCUAACUGCUACAACUAUAGCUGGUGUUGCUGCUGCUACCACUGCUUGUUCUGAUUCAUCACUUUUAGCUUUGAAGUUAUCUUCUGCUCUUUUAUUCUCUGCAGCUACUGGUUUAUUAAUUGUUAUGAACAAAAUUCAACCCUCUCAACUCACCGAAGAACAACGAAACGCUACCAGAUUGUUUAAACAGCUUCAGAAACAAAUACAAACUACAAUAGCUCUUGGAAAUUGUACAGAAGAAGAUGUGAAGAGUGCAAUGGAGAAAGUUUUUGCACUUGACAAAGCAUAUCCACUUCCUUUAUUAGGAGCAAUGCUUGAAAAAUACCCUGCAAAAUUUCAACCUGCUGUUUGGUGGCCUUUGAGAAAAAACAAAAGUUUGAAAGGAAAAAGACUAAGCAAGAAAAUGAAUGGAUGGAGUGAAGAAUUAGAAAUGGAAAUGAGGGAAGUUGUUGAAGUUAUUAAGAGAAAAGAUAGUGAGGAUUAUGAGAGGCUUGGAAACAUAGCAUUGAAAGUAAACAAGAGUUUGGCAAUAGCAGGACCUUUACUUACUGGCAUUGCAGCUAUUGGAUCUACAUUUAUAGGACAUGGCUCUUUGGUUGCUUUGGUUCCUCUUUUGGCUGGUUCUUUGGCUUCUGCUGUUAAUACUUUUGAGCAUGGUGGACAAGUUGGCAUGGUUUUUGAAAUGUAUAGAAGUUCUGCUGGAUUCUUUAAUUUGGUUGAAACAUCAAUUGAAUCAAGUUUAGGUGAGAAAGAUUUAGAAAAAAGAGAAAAUGGAGAGUUGUUUGAAAUGAAGAUGGCUUUGCAGUUGGGGAGAAGUGUAUCUGAACUGAGAGAACUUGCAUCAAAAUCAGCUUCUUGUCGCAUGGAAGGUGUUGAUAUUGAUGAAUUUGCCAGCAAGCUCUUCUGAGAUAAUUUUCAUGACAACCACAUUCUUUUGUUUUUUAUGUAUAGAUCACAUUCUUUUAUUCUUUCAAGUAAAUUUAUUGUUAGUCAUCUCACAUAGAAAGCAAAUGUUUAUAUAGGCUAGAGAGAUCUGAUUCUGCAUAUAUAAUUUCUAAUUUCAUAAUGUAAUUCAGUAGUUGAAUUCAUGUUAUAUAUAUUCUUUUUCCCAA